Molecule: messenger RNA, 1567 nt
Organism: Schistosoma turkestanicum
Lineage: Eukaryota; Metazoa; Platyhelminthes; Trematoda; Strigeidida; Schistosomatidae
Source: the annotation of a GenBank genome assembly
AUUGCAUCAUUAUAUUGGACAUCGAAUUGGACGUCCUCUAGCCGCGUCUUUGGAAAAAUGACCGCAGAUGUCCUAAAAUCGCUGCCUCCUGAUGUACGGACUCUAAAACUAACUGGGCAUGUUGGUUUCGAUAGUUUACCAGAUCAACUAGUCAACAAGGCUAUCAGCCAAGGGUUCGUGUUCAAUAUACUAUGUGUUGGUGAGACAGGAAUUGGGAAGUCCACAUUACUAGAGACGCUAUUCAACCAAAAGUUUGAUUUCACUCCGUCGACUCAUGAUCUUGCAGAUCCCAAGUUAAAAGCUGUUACUUACGAUCUCAAGGAAGCCAAUGUCAAGCUCAAGUUAACUGUAGUAGAGACCUGUGGAUACGGUGAUCAGAUUAAUAAAGAAAACAAUAUAAGACCUGUUGUUGAUUAUAUCGAUAGCCAGUUUGAAAACUAUCUGCAAGAAGAAUUGAAAAUGAAAAGGUCUAUGCAAGCAUUUCACGAUACUAGAGUCCAUGUCUGCCUUUACUUUAUUGCGCCCACUGGACACAGCUUGAAGUCAAUUGAUUUAGUUGCAAUGAAAAAAUUGGAAAAUAAAGUUAAUGUCAUCCCCAUAAUAGCAAAGUCAGAUACAAUCACCAAAUCUGAAUUACAAAAGUUUAAAGCAAGAAUUCUUAGUGAAAUACAGUCGAAUGAGAUUGGUAUUUACCAGUUUCCGACUGAUGAUGAAGCUGUCAGUGAAACUAAUAGUGUAAUGAAUCAACAUAUACCAUUCGCGAUUGUGGGUAGUUCAGAAGAAACUAAAAUAAAUGGAAAAACGGUACGUGUUCGACAAUAUCCAUGGGGUUCAGUUCAAGUUGAAAAUGAAAAUCACUGUGAUUUUGUUAGACUUCGAGAAAUGCUGUUGCGUGUGAAUAUGGAAGAUCUACGUGAACGAACGCAUGGUGUACAUUAUGAAACAUAUCGACGUCAACGUUUAAUCGAAAUGGGAUUUCGUGAUGAUGAGAAAAUGUCACUUCAGGAAACCUACGAAAAGCGUCGUGAGCUUCAGAGGAAAGAAUUGCAACAAAAGGAAGAAGAAAUGAGACAAAUGUUUGUUCAACGUGUCAAAGAAAAGGAACAAGUUUUAAAAGAAGCUGAGCGUGAGCUACAAACCAAAUUUGAAAAUCUAAAGAAAACCCACGCUGAAGAAAAGAAGAAACUCGAGGAAAAGAAACGUAUAUUGGAAGAGGAAAUAGCCGCUUUCGAACGUCGAAAGCAGCUUGCGGAACAAGCAAGACAAGGAAAUCUGACUAUGAAAAAGAAGAAAUAACUUAGAUGAGAGAAAUAGCACUUAUCUACACGUUACUUAAUGAUUCAUAUUAGCAUUUUGAUUUCCGGUUAUUGUUUUUAUCAAUCUCAUUUUUCUUUUCUUAGUUUUACUUUCUCGUAUAAGCUUCAGCUUUACAUAUACUGCAUUUGAUUAUUGCUGGCUAUUUGUAUUACGCUUGUCUUCUGCCCUUUUAUUUUAUUGUGGGCAUUAAUAUGGUGUAAAUUUUUCAGCUAAAGUUUGCUUUUUAUAAAUCCGCCGCUUGACAGCAAAA